CGGGAACCACUUUACCACUCCACUCGAGUUUGCUGAAACAGAGCCAGGCAGCCAGUGUGAUUUGCGUAUCCAUCUUUCCCGUUUGAGGAAACAGAUCGGGCGCCAGAAACAAAAGGAGUCUCUGGCGUACAUCCAAUCUUCAACAACCAACUACCUAAGCUAGCGGGAAAAGAAAGGAUCGACUCGCCGCUCCAACGAUUCUCCUCUCCUCCAGCCAUGGCCGCUUCCUCGGCUCCUCUCCUCCUCUUACUCCUGUUCCUCCACCUCGCCCUCGUCUCCCCGGCGGCAGCGGGCGCCGAGGACCUCCUCGUCGCGGCCCGCGCGCCGGAGACGGCCGCGUGGCUGCGCGGCGUGCGGCGGCGCAUCCACCAGCGCCCGGAGCUGGCCUUCCAGGAGCACCGCACCAGCGAGCUCGUCCGCCGCGAGCUCGACGCCAUCGGUGUCCCCUACGCGUGGCCCGUCGCGCGGACGGGCGUCGUGGCCACCAUCGGCGACGGCGCCGGGCCGGUCGUCGCUCUCCGGGCCGACAUGGACGCCCUACCCGUGCAGGAAUUGGUAGAUUGGGAAUACAAGAGCCUGGAAGAUGGGAAAAUGCAUGCAUGUGGACAUGAUGCUCACACAACAAUGCUUCUAGGAGCUGCCAAGCUACUUCAGUCCCGCAAGGAAGACCUAAAGGGCACCGUGAAGCUUGUUUUUCAGCCAGCAGAGGAGGGCAGCGGGGGCGCCUACUACAUUCUAGAAGAAGGCGUUCUCGACGACGCGUCGGCGAUUUUCGGCCUGCACGUCGAUCCAGCUCUGCCGGUGGGUGUGGUUUCGUCCAGGCCAGGGCCAUUUGCCGCGACCUCGGGUCGAUUCCUGGCGACGGUCACAGGAAAAGGUGGGCACGCCGCUGGCCCCCAUGACGCCAUUGAUCCCAUUGUAGCAGCAUCGUCCGCCGUCCUGAGUAUCCAGCAAAUCGUCUCACGGGAGAUCGAUCCCCUCCAGGGUGCAGUGGUAUCCAUCACCUUUGUGAAAGGAGGAGACGCUUACAACGUCAUCCCCGAGUCGGCCGCCUUUGGUGGCACCUUGAGGAGCAUGACAGAUGAAGGGUUGUCAUAUCUGAUGAAGAGGAUCAGAGAGAUCGUUGAAGGGCAGGCUGCAGUGCACCGUUGCUCUGCCUCCGUGGACUUCAUGGAGGAAACGAUGAGGCCAUACCCAGCUGUCGUCAACGCCAAAGGGAUGUACGCACAUGCCAAGGAGGUGGCCGAGAGGCUGCUCGGGGAAGGGAACGUCAGGGUGGCUCCCCAGCUCAUGGGCGCGGAGGAUUUCGGGUUCUAUGCGCAGAGGAUGGCGGGCGCCUUCUUCACCAUAGGAGUUGGCAACGAGAGCACCAUGGAGCAGCUCCGCACCACGCACUCCCCCUACUUCGUGAUCGACGAAGAUGCGCUCCCAGUUGGAGCUGCCUUCCAUGCCGCCGUGGCCAUUGAGUACAUGGAAAAGCACGCAUCGGCGUGAAAACUGAACCUGACCAACACAAAAAUGGGCAUGAAUGGCAUCUUUUUAAGAGAAAA
Aegilops tauschii subsp. strangulata is the source of this 1550-nucleotide messenger RNA. RefSeq names its product IAA-amino acid hydrolase ILR1-like 9. Gene Ontology annotation, biological process: auxin metabolic process. Gene Ontology annotation, molecular function: IAA-Ala conjugate hydrolase activity. The record is from RefSeq and is a predicted model, not a curated record. Gene Ontology annotation, cellular component: endoplasmic reticulum. NCBI's taxonomy places the organism in Eukaryota, Viridiplantae, Streptophyta, Magnoliopsida, Poales, Poaceae.